Molecule: messenger RNA, 2120 nt
Organism: Sinocyclocheilus anshuiensis
Lineage: Eukaryota; Metazoa; Chordata; Actinopteri; Cypriniformes; Cyprinidae
Exons: 1
Coding region: 1-1554 (517 amino acids)
Molecular function (GO): GTP binding
Source: RefSeq, a predicted model, not a curated record
AUGAACAGUUUAAAUCAAGAUUCACAUCCAUUUUGUGAAAUCAUCAAGAAAAGUGUCUUAAUUGAAGACAGAAAUCCUGCUUGUUACCAUCUGCAAACAAGUAUAGAAAAUUCUGAUCAAUCUGAACCAUAUAGAAAAAUGGUCUUUGGUGAGCGAUACAAAAACAAACCUCAUAAAACCAUUCUGAUGGUGGGAGAAACAGGAACAGGAAAAACAACCCUUAUCAAUACGAUGAUCAACUACAUGUUGGGUGUUCAGAGAAAAGACAAAGUUUGGUUUGAGAUCACAGAUGAUCAGAGCGACCGAACUUCAGUUCACAGUCAGACCUCCAGAAUCACUGUUUAUGGGUUUUAUCUGCAGGAGAGUCCAAUCGAUUUAACAAUCAUCGACACACCAGGAUAUGCAGACACACGUACAAACAAUCUUGAUAAAGAAAUUGCAAACAGUUUCCUCAGAUUAAGUGAAUCUGCAGAAGGGAUUCAUGAAAUAGAUGCAGUGUGUUUGGUAAUUAGGGCAUACCAAAACAGACUCCCUGAGAGACAACGAUACAUAUUUGAUGCUGUUCAGUCUUUAUUUGGCAGAGAUAUUGCUGUAAACAUCCUCUUGCUCUUCACACACUCAACCGGUACUCAACCUAAAAAUGCCCUGACGGCUGUUAAAGAGGCUGAAAUCAAGUGUGCAGUAAAUGACAAGAAUCAGCCAGUGUUUUUCCUGUUUAACAACUGUCAGACAGACACUGCUGAUGAAGAAAGUGAAAUGAUAUGGGAACAAUCAUGGGAUCACAGUUCAAGUAGAAUGGAACAAUUUUUCACGUUUCUUGACAAAAUGAAACCCAAAACCCUGAAGAUGACUCGAGAUGUUUUACGAAAAUGGGAGCAGUUGGAGGCAAAAAUCCCAGAUCUAAAUUCAUGUGUUCAAUUGAUGGAACUCAAGCAAGAUGAGCUGAAACACACUCAAGAAGCUCUGGAGAAGAACAAGAAUUAUGUCAUAUACUUAAUGAGCUUUGAUUCUGAAGCUGAAGUGCCCAACAAAGUGAACGUUAAUAUUGAUCCCAAUAUAACCAAAGGGCUGAUGUACUGCAAACUCUGUGAGCAGCCUUGUCCAGAGAGCAGGAUGUCUAAAGGCAUUUGGCAAACUAUCAGAGGAAAUAAUCACUGCACAGUGUGCCCAAAUAAAUGCCACAUUGACAAUCACACCAAAGAACCAAAAAUACCUGAACCAAAGACAACGAAGGAAAAGAAUACAAAUACAGAUUUAAAGAUGGAAUAUGAUGGUAAGGUUAAGGAUGGUGAGUCUUUGGUCAAAAAGCUCAACAAUGAACUGCACAAACUAGAGAAAAAGAAAAUAAAGCUGGUGUUUGAUGCUUUUCACUGUGUGGACACUCUGCAGAUUAUCGCACACAAUACUGAUUCUCUGAUCACACUUCAGCACUUAGAUUUUUUGAUUGAGAAACUGAAGGAAAUAAAUGAGCUUGAAAAGGCCAAAACACUGGAAGACAUUAAGAAAGCAAGAGAAGAUAAACAUAGAGCUGUGGAAUACAUAACACGAGAUUAAAAGAAAUCAAGUGACAAGAAAUGGUGAAAUAUAAAUCUGUAUCUGUAUAAAUCUCCAAUAUUUUAGACUGCAGUACCUAUUUCAACCACUACCUGUCAAUAUUACAUAUUGCACCUUUAAACCCAAUCAGAAAUAUUCCUGAUCUUAGUCAGCGCUGACAGCGUACCUCGGUGUCCCGAGAUCGAAUCCUACCUCGUGGACCUUUCCUGAUCCCACCCCACCACCCCUCUCUCUACUCUCUCCCACUCGCUUCCUGCUAUCCAAGAAAAAUGCAAAAAUGCCCCCCAAAAAAGAAAAGAAAAAGAAAUUAAAGGUACAAAGAGAAAAAAUGUAAGGUAAAAGUUUUUAGGGCCAUAGUAUGUUUAUAUGGGAGACUGGGGCAAGUUCAUUCACUCCACCCUGGAAACUCUCUGACCCUGGCGCUUCUGUGACGUAGAGCACAUCCUUAUGCUUCAUUUUGAAAGCAGGUAAUUUAUUUGAGAUGUUGCUGGGAUUGAAACCCAAUAGAAAAUAUUCUUUACAUAUUUACAUGUUUGUUUGUUUGUACCUUGUUCCACAUGUAGAGA